GCCAGGCCUGGGCGGAGCGCGGAGAGCUGGGUGCAAGGGAAGCGGCGCCGGAGCACCGGGUUGGUCGGGCCGGAGUGGGCCUGAGGAGGACGUGAGCAAGGUCGGAGCAAGAUGGCGGUGCAGGUGGUGCAGGCGGUGCAGGCGGUUCAUCUGGAAUCUGACGCUUUCCUAGUUUGUCUCAACCAUGCGCUGAGCACAGAAAAGGAGGAGGUGAUGGGGCUGUGUAUAGGGGAGUUGAAUGAUGACACAAGGAGUGACUCCAAAUUUGCAUAUACUGGAACUGAAAUGCGCACAGUUGCUGAAAAGGUUGACACCGUCAGAAUUGUUCACAUUCAUUCUGUCAUCAUCCUCCGACGUUCUGAUAAGAGGAAGGACCGAGUAGAAAUUUCUCCAGAGCAGCUGUCUGCAGCCUCAACAGAGGCAGAGAGGUUGGCUGAAAUAACAGGUCGACCCAUGAGAGUUGUGGGCUGGUAUCAUUCCCACCCUCAUAUAACUGUUUGGCCUUCACAUGUUGAUGUUCGCACACAAGCCAUGUACCAGAUGAUGGAUCAAGGCUUUGUGGGUCUUAUUUUUUCCUGUUUCAUAGAAGAUAAAAACACAAAGACUGGCCGGGUACUGUACACUUGCUUCCAAUCCAUACAGGCCCAAAAGAGCUCAGAGUAUGAGAGAAUUGAAAUUCCAAUCCAUAUUGUGCCUCAUGUCACCAUUGGGAAAGUGUGUCUUGAAUCAGCAGUGGAGCUUCCCAAGAUCCUGUGCCAGGAGGAACAAGAUGCAUAUCGGAGGAUUCACAGCCUUACACAUCUGGACUCAGUAACCAAGAUCCAUAAUGGCUCAGUGUUCACCAAGAAUCUGUGCAGUCAGAUGUCGGCAGUCAGCGGACCUCUCCUGCAGUGGUUGGAAGACAGACUGGAGCAAAACCAACAGCAUUUGCAGGAGUUACAACAAGAAAAGGAAGAACUUCUGCAAGAACUCUCUUCGCUAGACUGAAGCAGCUGACAAAAUAGGGUAUUUUUAAAAAUUUGUAUACUAAAUAUGGCUCAAAACUGCAUAUAAUGCGGGUAGGCAGACAGUAGGGCAGUACUUUUAUAUUGCUUUAUAUAUGCACAAACACAAGAUGCUCUUCCUGAAAAUUGCUCAAGAGCUUAUUGAACCCUUCUACUGUACCUAUACGUGGUCUACAAACAGCAUAUACUGGAUGGUUUAUGUAGUAUAUGAAAUUUAUUUUUAAAGGCUAUCAAAGUUACAUUGACAAAGGCUAUCUUGUAAUGAAAUGUCUCUGAAGUAUAUUCUAAAUGUUAUUUUCCCGUCUUGAACUUGAAAGUCUUUGUUUCCAUUUUCACUUACAUCCACUUCCUACACGAAGCUAAAGAAAGAAGAAUACUUUCUGUUUCUACUUGUAGUUAUGAUGCUUAUGUUAGACAAGUGAACAGUAAGUACAUGAGCGUUAGUGGAAGGAAGUAUAGAGGACUCAACACCUCACCUCUAUUUUCUGCUCUUAUUGAGAGGCAUAUGUCUCAUGGCUUCCUUCUUGACCUCUACAGUAUGUAUUCUGAGACACCUAUCAGUCUUAAAUCUCUGUGGGUGCCCUUUUUAACCAACCAGAGGAGUUCUAGAUAUUUGACUGUGAAGCAGAUUCCUAUUGAGCAGAUCCUAUCUACCUAGGAAAUUCCACUAUAACAUAAAUGUGUUUUCUAAAACAUUUAGGAUUUAAAAUGUAAUAAAAAUCAUGCUUGGAAAGGUUCAAUGACAUUAUUCCUAGUAUGUGUAGCCACAAAUGAUAAAUACGUGUCUUCAGAAAAGAUUCAGGGCUAUCUCAUACUAAAAAAACCUGGGAAUUGGAGGAGAUCAAAAGAAGGAAAACAGAACCUCAAUCACAACAGUAAAAUAGGUGUUUUGGGCUUUACAUCUGGUUUCUUACCAAAUUAGUGUUUUUCAGAUUGCAUACUGAAAUACAUGUGGGGCUGAGUAUGUUGUAGUCUAGAAAUGUGCAUGAACUGCAUGCUGACUCUGAGGCACACUUACAUCUGAAAACUGCCCCGGUGCAUAUGGAAUGUAAAUCCUGGUUUUCUCCCUAAUUCCCUGGUGCCACAGUUCUUCUCUAUUCUUUCUUCCCCCUAGAGGACAGAUGAAAAUACCUUGCAUAAAAUUAAGAUAAACCAAUUUUGAUGAAGAAAAAAUUGGAGAAUUCACAUUACCUGACUUCACUUUUACUAUAAAACUAGAGUAAUCAGGAUGGCAUGGUAAUGGCAGAGAGAUAGACACACAGAUCAGUGGAACAGAAGAUAGAACCUAGAAAUAGAUUCACAUAAAUAUGCCCAACUAAUUUUGACAAAAUCCAAAAGCAGUUUAAUGCAGAAAAGAUACACUUUUCAGCAAAUCAUGCUGCAGCCCUCAAAUGUCCAUAGGCAAAAAACAAAACAAAGCUCAGCUAACUCAUGCAUGCUGUAAAACUUACCUCAAAAUAUAUCAUUCAUUUAAAUGUAAGAUGUAAAGCUGUAACUUUUAGGGGAAAAAAGUCAUAGCAAAAAAGUCUUUAGGAGAUAAAUUAUUAGACUUCAACUCAAAAGUACAGUUCAUAAGAGAAAAAAGUUAUACAAUGGACUUUGUCAAAAUUUUAAAAAUUGCUCUGUAAAAAAAAUCUAAGAGGAAAAGACAAGCUACAGUUUUAAAUUAUUUGCAAACCAUAGAGUGUCUGAUCAAUGUGGAAAUACACAGUGAGAUCAAACUCCACAAUAAAAUAAAAUCCAAUUAGAAAAUGAGCUAAAGACAUGAAUGGACAUUUCACCAGAGAGGAUAUAUGGAUGGCAGGUAAUCACUUGAAAACAUACUGAACUUCAUGAGUCAUCAGGAAUUGCAAAGUAAAAUCACAGUGCAGUAUGAUUUAGCAGAAGGGCUAAUGCAAAAAGAGUGAAAACGUCAAAUGCUGUUGAAGGGGCAAACUAGAAUUUCUCAUAUGUUGAUUAUAAGAAUGUAAAAUGGUAUAGCCAGUCUGGAAGAGUUGGGAAAUUUCUUCUAAAAUUAAACAUACUAUAUAACCCAGAAAAUGCUCUUCUGGACAUUUAUCCCAGAGAAAUGAAAACCUUUGUGGGCACAGUAACUUGGACACAAGUUUUCAUAGUGGCUUUAUUCAAAACCUGUGAACAGUGCAGAUGUCCUGCAGCGGGUAACACAAGGAGUUCCUUUGUGCUUAUGGAGCAGUUUUUGAUCAUCAUAGUGGUGUUGAGCACGUGAAUUUAUACUUAAGCUGAACAAAUCAUCUGUACCCUCAAAUAUUGCCUUGCAAUGAAAAGGAACAGACUAUGAACACACACAAACUGAGAUGAACCUCAGGGGUGUUAAUAGUGAAUUGUAAAAGCAAUAUCAAAAGGUUACAUAUUGUAUGACCGCAUUUGUACAACAUUCUUAAAAUGUCAAAAUUAUAGAAACGAAGAACAGAUUAAUGAGUGCCAGGGAUGGGGACUGGAUGGGGUACGGCUUCUGUGUGACUCUUUAGGGAUGACACAAGGAGUUCCUCUGUGCUGAUGGAGCAGUUUUCUAAUCUUAAUUGUGGUGUUGAAUACAUGAAUUUACUGAUGCUAAAGCUGUGUGAUCUGUACACACAUAAAUGAAUGCAUGUAAAAUCUAGUGAAACUGAAUAAAGUCUGUAGUCUGCUAAACAGUA
Messenger RNA from Chinchilla lanigera (long-tailed chinchilla), 3661 nucleotides. RefSeq names its product BRCA1/BRCA2-containing complex, subunit 3 (gene Brcc3). Bases 112 to 987 code for a protein of 291 amino acids. The transcript has 10 exons. Gene Ontology annotation, cellular component: BRCA1-A complex; BRISC complex. Gene Ontology annotation, molecular function: cysteine-type deubiquitinase activity; metallopeptidase activity; polyubiquitin modification-dependent protein binding. Gene Ontology annotation, biological process: double-strand break repair. The record is from RefSeq and is a predicted model, not a curated record. NCBI's taxonomy places the organism in Eukaryota, Metazoa, Chordata, Mammalia, Rodentia, Chinchillidae.